AACGCAAACGGGGUGGCGAGGGGAGGGUUGAGCAGGCUGUUCACUCACUCCCAAAAAGUUUGAUUCCUCAGAUGGAAUCAGCAGGAAAAGUGUACAGUUUGGUUUAGACCGGGACCCGUGAGAGGAUUUCAGCUUUAAUUUAGCCAAAAUGGGACUUUGGUCUUUGCUGUUCUUUCCAGGGAUUUUAAUCUGUGCAUUUUCCCCUCUAAUGAACUGUGAAGAGCAGCGAAUCCCCGAAGAGAAACUUCUAGUUAUGACAGUAGCAACCAAAGAGACAGAUGGCUUCAGGCGUUUCUUGAGGUCAGCUAAACACUUUAACUACACUGUCAAGGUUCUUGGUCGGGGUCAGAAAUGGAGAGGAGGCGACUACAUGUCAGCUCCAGGAGGAGGCCAGAAAGUGCGACUCCUCAAAGAGGCUCUGCAGGAGAUGGAGGCUGAGGACAAAAUCAUCCUUUUUAUUGAUAGCUAUGAUGUGGUUUUCGCCUCGGGUCCCAAAGAGCUGCUCAAGAAAUUCCAACAGGCCAGACACAAGGUGGUGUUCUCCUCUGAGAGCCUGAUCUGGCCUGACAGACACCUGGAGGACAAACACCCCCACGUCAGGGAGGGCAACAGGUUCCUGGGCUCAGGGGGUUUCAUUGGCUACCUUCCCAACAUCAAACAAAUGGUUUCUGACUGGACAGGUGAAGACAAUCAGAGUGACCAGCUGUUCUUCACCAAGAUUUACAUUGAUCCAGUAAAAAAAAAAUCCAUAAAUAUCACACUGGACAGCAAAUGCAGAUUGUUCCAGAACCUCCAUGGAGCCCUUGAUGAGGUGGUACUGAAAUUUGAGGAUGGCCGGGUACGAGCCAGAAACGUGCUGUAUGAUACUCUGCCUGUCAUCAUCCAUGGCAAUGGACCAACCAAGCUCCAGAUCAACUACCUGAGUAAUUACAUCCCCAACACAUGGACAUUUGAGACUGGAUGCACAGUAUGUCAUGAGGAUCUCCGCCCUCUCACAGCUCUCAAGGAGAGUGAAUACCCGCAGGUGGUGAUUGGCAUCUUUAUUCAGCAGCCUACCCCUUUUGUCACAGUGUUUUUUGAACGCCUAUUGAAGCUCCAGUAUCCAAAGAACAAGCUCAAACUCUUCAUUUACAACCAGGAAGCGCAUCAUGAGCGUCAGAUCAACUCUUUCAUGCAGGAUCAUGGAAGCCUUUAUCAGGCUAUCAAAUUCAUUGGGCCUGAAGAGGACAUGGAUGUAGCUGCCUCCCGCAACCUGGGCCUUGAUAUGUGCCGAAAGGACAAGGACUGUGACUACUUCCUCAACUUGGACAUUGAAGUGGUCUUAAAGAAUGAGAACACACUCAAAAUACUCAUUGAACAAAACCUUUCUAUUGUAGCACCGAUGAUAACUCGAUCUGGCCGACUGUGGAGCAACUUCUGGGGAGCCCUCAGCGCAGACGGCUAUUACGCCAGGUCUGAGGACUACGUAGACAUAGUUCAAGGACGCAGAGUGGGUGUGUGGAAUGUCCCGUAUGUGUCCAGUGUGUACCUGGUGAAGGCCAGCCUCCUUCGAUCAGAGCUCACAGAUUAUGAGCUGUUUAACUCACACAUCUUAGACCCUGACAUGGCCUAUUGUGACAACGCACGCAACAAGGGAAUCUUCAUGUAUGUAACCAACAUGCACAGUUUUGGUCGUAUCCUGUCAACAGAAAACUAUCAGACCAGCCAUCUUCAUAAUGAUCUGUGGCAGAUCUUUGAAAACCCACUGGAUUGGCAGGAGCGCUACAUUAAUGAGAACUACACCCACAUCAUGAAAGACAAGCUGAUUGAGACUCCUUGUCCUGAUGUGUACUGGUUCCCAGUUUUCUCUGAUGUUGCUUGUAACCACCUAGUUGAAGAAAUGGAACACUAUGGGAAGUGGUCCGGAGGAAACAAUGUGGACACCAGAAUCCAAGGCGGUUAUGAAAACGUCCCCACCAUCGAUAUUCACAUGAAUCAAAUCAACUUUGAAAAGGAAUGGCAUAAAUUCUUACUGGAGUACAUAGCACCGAUCACAGAGAAAAUGUAUCCUGGUUACUACACCAAGUGUUCCACUCCCUUGAACUUUGUGGUGAGGUACAAGCCUGACGAGCAGCCCCUGCUUGUCCCUCACCAUGAUGCCUCCACAUUCACUAUUAACAUAGCUCUCAACAGCAAAGGCAUUGACUACCAGGGUGGUGGAUGCAGGUUCCUCCGCUACAACUGCUCCAUUCAGGCUCCUCGUAAAGGCUGGGCCCUUAUGCACCCUGGUCGCCUGACCCACUACCAUGAGGGCCUGCCAACCACCGCCGGUGUCCGGUACAUUGCAGUGUCCUUUGUGGAUCCUUGAACUCCCAAAGAUGGCACACCUCACCAGCUACUCCAGACCAAAGAGGACACGCACUGUCCACAUCCUUCAUCUUACAGCUGCUCUUUAGUCUCUGAUAUGGAGUGGUGACCAUUUCUUUUUUCAUUAAUUUCCUUGUGUUAAUGGCCAAAAUGAUUUAGUUUCUGUCUCAUGUCAAGAAUUAUAUGCAAUUUGUGACUCUGGUCAACCUUCAUCAGUAGUAGAAUUUCAGUGCCCUGUGUUAUUAUCAGGUUAGAGGAGAACUGGGUCAAAAGUAUCACUUCAAUCAAACCUUCACAGAUGAGAUAUACAGAGACACAAGCUUCUAUGACCAAUAGCCUUCAGCUUGUGUCAGAUAUGUUUGUGUUUGUAGACUUACCAAGCAUUAUGGGUGUAACUUGAAAGACAGCAGAACUAGCAUGGUGUUAUAAUGUACUCAAGGCUGGAUUAUCAUUGAGGCAAAUUAGGCAGUGGCCGCAGCCCCAGACCUUUGAGGGUUUGAAAAGGUGUGUCUGUUGGUUUACCACAAUUUGACUGCAAACUGGUUGGGGAAUGUACACAACCUGAUCACAAUAUCAACUGAAAUGAUAAGGGCCUUAUAAGGCAGUGAUCAUGGCAAACCUGGGAAGAGGAAGUCCUCCAGAAUAGGAAAUGGUGUGUGGUUGAGUGGAUACAUACACACUAUACAGAAUGGAAGGUAGUGGAGGCCCAUUUUGCCCCUAGUGGGAUAAUUUAGCCAUGACUAGAUACCUGCUGGACAAGAACACAAGCAACUUGUUCAGAUAAAAAGUUCAUGAGGACCUCCGCCAAUCAAAAUUUGUGGAAAAAGUUGUUUAAAGCUUAGAGUGUGUGAAGUCUGAAGUCACUUGAGGACCCACAAUGCAACCUGUCUGCUGUCAGGUUGCAUUGUGGGUAAUGUGGACACCAGGUUUUGUAAGAACAAAAAUGUGUGGAAUAAAAAAGACAAUAAAUGUGGUUCCGCUGCA
Lates calcarifer (barramundi perch) is the source of this 3330-nucleotide messenger RNA. It is a transcript of the gene plod1a, whose product is annotated as procollagen-lysine, 2-oxoglutarate 5-dioxygenase 1a. The record is from RefSeq and is a predicted model, not a curated record. Lineage: Eukaryota; Metazoa; Chordata; Actinopteri; Centropomidae. Gene Ontology annotation, cellular component: endoplasmic reticulum. The transcript is spliced from 19 exons. Gene Ontology annotation, molecular function: iron ion binding; L-ascorbic acid binding; procollagen-lysine 5-dioxygenase activity. Gene Ontology annotation, biological process: peptidyl-lysine hydroxylation. Bases 149 to 2347 code for a protein of 732 amino acids.